Messenger RNA from Metarhizium album ARSEF 1941, 1014 nucleotides. RefSeq names its product negative regulator of the PHO system. The record is from RefSeq and is a predicted model, not a curated record. Gene Ontology annotation, biological process: protein phosphorylation. Gene Ontology annotation, cellular component: nucleus; cytoplasm. NCBI's taxonomy places the organism in Eukaryota, Fungi, Ascomycota, Sordariomycetes, Hypocreales, Clavicipitaceae. The transcript is spliced from 2 exons. Gene Ontology annotation, molecular function: cyclin-dependent protein serine/threonine kinase activity; ATP binding. The coding region runs from base 1 to 1014 and encodes 337 amino acids.
AUGGAUGGUAAAAGGCUUCCCAGCUCCUUCCAGCAGCUGGAGAAGCUGGGUGAAGGCACCUAUGCUACUGUUCGUAUGCCCGCUACACCCCCGCCAUUCACCCUCGCGAGCAGAAAUAGGCAAACUGGAGAACUCGUCGCCCUGAAGGAAAUACAUCUCGACUCUGAGGAGGGGACGCCGUCCACCGCAAUCCGAGAGAUAUCUCUAAUGAAGGAGCUUAAACAUGAGAACAUCGUUGCCCUCCACGACGUCAUCCACACCGAGAACAAGCUCAUGCUUGUCUUCGAAUACAUGGACGGGGAUCUCAAAAGAUACAUGGACACACAUGGCGAGCGAUGCGCUCUCAAACCGGCCACUAUCAAGAGUUUCAUGUACCAGCUCCUAAAAGGCAUCGAUUUUUGCCACCAGAAUCGAGUUUUACACCGUGACUUGAAGCCUCAAAACCUCCUCAUCAACAGCAAAGGGCUGUUGAAGCUCGGGGAUUUUGGCCUGGCACGUGCGUUCGGCAUUCCCGUCAAUACCUUUUCCAACGAAGUCGUCACCCUGUGGUAUCGCGCUCCCGACGUCUUGCUUGGCAGCAGGACGUACAAUACCAGCAUCGACAUCUGGUCUGCAGGUUGUAUCAUGGCUGAGAUGUAUACUGGUCGGCCUCUUUUCCCAGGAACCACCAACGAGGACCAGAUUAUCAGGAUAUUCCGCAUUAUGGGCACCCCCACGGAGCGCACCUGGCCUGGCAUCACACAGUUCCCGGAAUAUAAGCCUACAUUUCAAAUGUAUGCCACCCAGGAUCUUCGCAACAUUCUCCACGCCAUAGACCCGUCAGGCAUCGACCUGUUGCAGCGUAUGCUGCAGCUGCGUCCCGAGUUACGAAUCAGUGCCCAUGACGCUCUUCAGCAUCCUUGGUUCAGCGAUUUGGUCAUGCACCAACAACACCAACACCAGCAGCAGGCACUGCACGCCCAGGCAAGGGCCUACCAACAAGGAGUGCCAGCGCAGAAUUAUGAUGCUUACUAG